Messenger RNA from Doryrhamphus excisus (bluestripe pipefish), 1239 nucleotides. RefSeq lists its product as uncharacterized. The record is from RefSeq and is a predicted model, not a curated record. Lineage: Eukaryota; Metazoa; Chordata; Actinopteri; Syngnathiformes; Syngnathidae.
AACGAUGAAUAUUAGUGAGUCUCGAAUUGGUAUAAAAAAAAGUCUCGUUCAUGACCUGCACAUCUCCAAUUAGCAUAUUGCGACUGCGCAAGCUAGCGGCUAGCCAGCACUAGCUUAAAUCGAACUCUUCAAUGUCCAACUCUAGUCGCAGUCAGAAAACGAACAAGAUGAGAAGAAGAACCCCAGCGAAUAUUUUCCCUAGAGGUUCUUCAAAUGUUCCCCUCCAUAAGCGCUUCUCUCACGUGCUGCUGGAGCAGAUGAUGCUCCCCAAAGUGACGUGUGCACCCCCGCCUGUGGUCUUUGUGGUGAACAGCGAGCCAUCGUCUGCUCUUUGUCUGCGGGUUCCCCCUCCUAGGAGAUCGAGUGUGUGGACUCGAUUGGGCUGGAGGCGGGCUGGCUUUUGGAACUUCAGGAACAAGUACGGCUGGAGAGCCAGGUUCCGCCGGGCGGCUCUGAAGCAUGCAGGAGGAAGUAAGCUGACCCGACAACUGGGUCAGCGCUGCCGGCUGUUGAAGACCAAAAGUUUCCCGAAGCCAAGUCAAGAACCGGAACAUCUUCCCCAGAAGAGAGGCGGGUUCACCAGGGGAUGUGGCAUGAAGGUGCUAACAAAGAAAGAGUUGGACGCACAGCUGGAUGAGUACAUGUCCAAGUCCAAGAGCAGGUUGGAUGCACAGUUGGAUGAGUACAUGUCGAAAUCCAAGAGCAGGUUAGAUGCCGACUUGGAUGAGUAUAUGGCACUUGCAGGACACCAGCCGUGCUUGGACUGAUGGCGGAGAUGGGACUGGCAUCGGUGUUUGUUGUUGUAGGGUCAAGUUGUUGCUCGUUUUAUUAAUCAGACUAUUAUUUACGGAGGAGCAGAAUGUGACCACUUCCUGACUUCAACCAAUUAGUUCAAAGUUCUGUCAGGUGUCAGGUUACUUGCAUCCUCCAACCUGAACCCGGCAAUUUUUUGUUUGUUUUAAAGACUCAACCAUGUUUUGGCAAUAGCAUCAUGACAGUUAGCUUGUAACAGCUGUAUUUAUAUUGGUUAGCUUCCUUGUGAAUUGACGUGAUUAAGAUCCGGGUUGUUGUCUGUUAGCGUCAUUAGCUUUGAUGUUCAACCAGUUGAUGAAAAUGAAGAAGUAAAGAAUAUGAUUUUCAAAUAAAAGCUGAGGUGACAGAAAAAUGAUUGCAUUGGUUUGCAUUCAUCAGGACAGAUAAAUAAAAUGACCCACAGGAUGGUCGUCAUGGUAACAGUGC